Molecule: messenger RNA, 2725 nt
Organism: Gavialis gangeticus (Gharial)
Lineage: Eukaryota; Metazoa; Chordata; Crocodylia; Gavialidae
Product: granulocyte-macrophage colony-stimulating factor receptor subunit alpha-like
Exons: 12
Coding region: 210-1457 (415 amino acids)
Biological process (GO): immunoglobulin mediated immune response; cytokine-mediated signaling pathway
Cellular component (GO): membrane; external side of plasma membrane
Molecular function (GO): cytokine receptor activity; protein binding
Source: RefSeq, a predicted model, not a curated record
UCAACCAAAUAGAGCGGAAAAUAACAACUAAGAAGCAAGAAAGACUAUGUUGUGGAUGCACUUGGAUAACUUCAGAUUCAAGCCAUUCAAACCUUCCUGAGCUGGGCUACCUAGAUAUAACUACAACAGUUAAAAGAGAUAAAAUUGUUUGAAAAGCAGGAGGUUUCAUUCCUGUGUUUCCAAAGGAGAGGGGAAAAAAAGAAAGCGUGAUGGCUGUUCCAGGGCUCACUGUCAUGAUCUGGUGCAUCGUGUCAUUUUCUUCAGUGCAGGCUGUCCUCCAGUGUACAGACUUAAACGACACACCUUCGCACAUUACGAACUUGAGGGUGAAUCUGAGAAAACUAGAGAUGACCUGGGACAGCAGUCUCAAUGUUACCAAAUUCUCAUGUACUCUGAAAAACGACAAGACUUUUGUAACUGACAAUGUCACUAAUACAAGCUGCAGGUUUGAAAUUUCAGAUGCAGAAGAUCUACCCCUACAUAAGGGACUACUAUAUAUAGUUAAAGCAGACUACAACAAUAAUACAUAUUCAAGACAAUGCAGGUUUAUUCCUCAAGGCAUGAAUGGAACAUCUGUGGAAAAUUUCUCCUGCAUAGUUUACAACCAUUCCUUCAUGAAUUGCACUUGGAAUGCUGGGAGAAAUGCUCCAAAAGAUACCCAAUAUUUUCUUUAUCAGCAGUUCUCAAAGUCAAAAGAUGAGAUAGAAUGUCAGCAUUACAUAAAAGAUGCUCACGGAAGACGUACCGGAUGUAUGUUUCAACAAGUUGACAAACGUAACCAGGUUUAUUUCCUGGUGAAUGGGUCCAGUACAGAAUCAGAGAUUCAGUUGUAUGAUGAGUAUGUCCACCUGUAUAAAACCGAAAUUGUCCCCCCUCCACUUCAUAUCACUGUAAAAUGUGUUAAAGAUCCACCACAUUGUACAGUGCAAUGGGAAAUGCCCUCUGAGUAUGACAGAUGUCUUCAAUAUGAAAUUGACAUACGAAGUAAAGGAAAUGAGGUUGAUCCAAACAAAGGAAACAAAGUUCCUUCUAUAAUUGUAAACCAGGAAACCUACACAUUUGAAAACUUCAAUGUGAAGAAAAAAUACCUCUUGCAAAUCAGAGCCCGUUCAGAAACGUGUCUCUUAAGCGAAAAAUGGGGGGAGUGGAGCAAACCAGUUGAGUUUGGUUUCAACGAAGAAUAUUUGUCCAGUCUUACAAUAACGUUAAUCUUUAUAGCACUUGGAACAAUCCUAGUGGUGUUGUUUGUCUGUUUUCUCUGCAAAAGGUACUGUAAUUUGAAAAAAAUAUUUUCUCCAGUACCACAACCAAGAAAUAAAUUUAACACUCUUUUAGUUGAUGAACAACCUAUGCAGAAAGAAUAUGUGGAUACAGAAAUCAAAUAUGAAAGUGAAGAAAUAGAAAUAACUGCUGUCGAAGAAACAGCAUUGCCUCCCAAAGAAAAAGGAAGCAUUUAGAUUCCCUAAUCAAACACUAGCAUAAACCUUUGUGACCCUAGGAUAUUUUGUAUGACUUUUCACACAUUCUCCUUAGUUUUCACAUGGAUGGUAGCACUGAGUACUGUACUGAUUCAGCUAAAAUUUUCCGUUUGGGAUUUCUACCUCAAUGUGAAUAUCCCCUCUAUAUUUCAAUAACAAAUUUUCAGUAACUAAUUGGUAUGUCUUUAGGGGAAAAGAUAUGUUGUUCUGCAUACUUAAAAAAGAAUCCUGUCAAAAUAUCAGAAUCAGGCACCUAAAUUCCACCUAGGACCUGCUUUAGGGCAUGAAAGUCCUUUAUUGGACCUUUUCCUAAGUGACUGUUACAGAACCAGCUGUAUGUCCUUCCACCAGAGAGAGUCUCUCUAAGUGCACCCUCUCAGGAGUCAGGCCUUGUGCUUUUACGUCCUAGGCCAGGAUCUGGCUACCAUUUUCUGGAUAUCAACCAUUUUUAGUUGUGGCCCUUUUUUAAUAACUUCAGAAAAAUUAUAUUAAAAAAGGUUGAUUUUGAAGCCUUUCUUUUGAAUAACUCAAGAGACAGGGAAUGCCAGAAUAAAAAUUCCCGAUUUCCCUUUAACUUGCCUUCCAUGUGUGCCUCUUUCCACUCCUAGUCUAGAUGCUACUCACUGAAUGGGUAGCUAUUCAGUAUUUUAUUUAAGCCUCAUUAUUCCACAUGUCCUUGUAGCUCUGUGCCUUCCAAGCAUUAAUGAACUCAUCUGCACAAAAACUCUUGAGAAGCAGGCAUAAAGUAUUGUCAUUUUUUUUACAGAUGAGAAAUUGAAAGAAAUGAAAGUGGAGCAGCUAAAAUUGUUGACUACCUGCAGCUUGAGUGCCUAGCUCAAUGGUCUUCAACCUUUUUGAGAUUCAAGGCACUCCUCAGAAAAUGGCCACUCUUAGCUGCCACUCAUUUUUGUUGCAAAAAAUUCAGACAGAACACAAGAGAUCAGCAUGUUUUUAACACUGUGAAUUCCUAUUUGAAAUCUCUAUGUUUAUCUUGUGAAAUAGGUUUGCAUACCUAAAAGUGCUUACAUUGCGUGGCACCUUGCAGCACACCUAGAAGGAUCUCAGGACACCCUAAGGGGCCAUCACACGCUGGCUGAGAAUCACUGGCCUAGCCUGAGAUAUCUAGGGUCCAGUUGUACUACAUACGUCUGCACUCCCUUUGUACAAUUAAAACUGGGUUAGCACAUACAUGGUUCAUAUAAAAAAGUGGCUCAAUAGGUACAGUUGGAAUGUUCAUGAUUAAAAUU